Messenger RNA from Corylus avellana, 1445 nucleotides. RefSeq names its product transcription factor bHLH93. Lineage: Eukaryota; Viridiplantae; Streptophyta; Magnoliopsida; Fagales; Betulaceae. Gene Ontology annotation, biological process: regulation of DNA-templated transcription. Gene Ontology annotation, molecular function: DNA-binding transcription factor activity; sequence-specific DNA binding; protein dimerization activity. The record is from RefSeq and is a predicted model, not a curated record. Gene Ontology annotation, cellular component: nucleus.
GGACCCUUUUAUAAUGUUUUAUAUAUUCCUUCAGCUUGGUGCAGCUUCAUGUUAUUAACCUCUCUCACUCUCUUUGGAUGAACAUCUUCUCUUCCACCACUUUAUGAGAGAGAAAUAGAGAUGGAGCUCACUCAACAUGGUUUCUUGGAGGAAUUACUUGCUCCUAGAAAAGACACUACUUGGAACACUUUUCCUAAUGGAGUGAACGAGUUCUUCCCUGGUGGGUGGAACUUUGAUUCUUUGGAAGAGAACCCAGUGUUGGCUACUCCAAACCCUCCAUUUCUAGGAUUCUCCACACCCUUUGAAUGUAAUUUCAGUGACCAAGCAUACCCUUUUCUUGAUGGGUUCUCAGAGAUUGAAGCAUCAUACACCAAGAACGACAAGCCACCAUUUCCAUCCCAAGAGGAUUACCCAUCGAUGGUGGAGGAUGAAGACCUUGGUUUUCUUGGCAGUGAAAAUCACAGCAUGGAAGACAACAAUAAUGGCUGCAAAGUUGAGAUGGAACAAGCCUCUGACAUUCCAGCUGCUUUCAACAUGGAUUUGUGUGGGGAGAAAAGAAGCAAGUCCAAGAAGUUGGAAGGCCAGCCCUCUAAGAAUCUUAUGGCAGAAAGAAGACGAAGGAAGCGCUUAAAUGACCGCCUUUCUAUGCUCAGAUCAAUAGUCCCUAAGAUUAGCAAGAUGGACAGAACAUCUAUACUUGGAGAUGCCAUAGAUUAUAUGAAAGAGCUUCUGGAAAGAAUCAAUAAAUUGAAAGCAGAAAACAUGGAAGAGGGUACAGAUCAGAUUGAUUUAAUGGGGUCCAAGGAGCUAAAGCCAAAUGAAGUAUUGGUGAGAAAUUCCCCCAAGUUUAAUGUGGAGAGGAGGGAUAUGGAUACCCGGAUUGGGAUAUGCUGUGCAGCUAAGCCAGGAUUGUUGCUAUCAACAGUGAACACGCUAGAAGCACUAGGCCUUGAGAUUCAACAGUGUGUUAUAAGCUGCUUCAAUGACUUUUCAGUGCAUGCUUCUUGUUCUGAGGGAGCUCCGGAGCGAGAACUGAUAAGUUCUGAAGACAUAAAGCAGGCAUUGUUUAGAAAUGCAGGCUAUGGAGGAAGAUGUUUGUAGAAGAAAAGGAUGAAGAGAGAUUGCUGGGGUUACUUAACAGGGCUUGAAGAGAUAAAAAGAUUCAUGGAAACAAUCUUAAGUUGCUCUUCUUCAAGGAAUUUUGCAAGUGAGAAGUUGUAAUAGUAUUCUCUUUGAAUAAGUGUUGCUCAUUCAUCAGGUCCAUCCCACAACCUAUGAUGUAUUGUCCAGUGCAUUUUUUUUUUUUUUUCUUUCAAUUUAAGGAUAUUUGUUCCUAGUCUAACUCAACUGAUAUACAAAUAAUAAAUAAUAAAAGCAGUUUGUCAAAAAAUUGUUUUCAAUACAAUCAGAAUGUAUAUGGAAUAAAUGCACAUAAUUUGGUGAUU